Molecule: messenger RNA, 3039 nt
Organism: Peromyscus maniculatus bairdii (prairie deer mouse)
Lineage: Eukaryota; Metazoa; Chordata; Mammalia; Rodentia; Cricetidae
Gene: Hgh1
Product: HGH1 cochaperone
Source: RefSeq, a predicted model, not a curated record
GGCUCUCGGGUGAGCGAGGGAUGUUAGGGCAGGAGGCCGGCGCGGACACGGAGGCGGCGGAGCUCCUGCCCUUCCUGGCGCCCGGCGCGCGGGCGGACCUGCAGGCGGCCGCGGCGCAGCACGUGUUGGCUCUGACCGGCUCGGGCCCGGGCCGUACGCUCCUGGCGGGACAGGCAGCGCUGCUGCGGGCUCUAGGCGAGCUUGCGGUGGCCCCCGCCCCAGCUCCUUCCCGCGACGCCUCCCGCGCGCUCGUGAACUUGGCAGCUGACCCCGGCCUGCACCGGCAGCUGCUGGCGGCGGACCCGGAGCUGCCCGCUCGCCUGCUGAGCUGCGUCUUGGACCCUCAAUGGCCCUGGGCUGAAGAGGUGGCCGCAGUACUGGCCAAUCUGACCCGCGAGCUGGCGCCGUGUGCUGCGUUGAUGGAGAAGCUGAUGGCCGCUGAGCCGGCGCGGCCGAGUCUGGAGCAGCUGGUCAACGCGCUGUGCAUGCCCAGCUACAACGCGGCCGCGCCCCUGCAUUACCUGGGGCCGCUGCUCUCCAACCUUAGCCAGCAGGCGGAGGUGCGUGCUUUUCUCCUGGACCCGGACAGGUGCGUGGUCCAACGGCUGCUGCCUCUUACCCAGUAAGCAGAAUCUUUAGUGCGGACGGGGGGAGUCAUGGGGACACUUCAGAAUCGCAGUUUCAAGCAUCGACACCACACGUGGUUGCUCGGGCCCCAAGUCGACAUUCUCCCCUUCUUGCUACUGCCCUUGGCUGGGCCUGAGGAGUUUUCCGAGGAAGAAAUGGACAGGCUGCCUGUUGACCUGCAGUACUUGCCACCAGACAAGCAGCGAGAGCCAGAUGCUGACAUCCGAAAGAUGCUCAUCGAGGCCAUCAUGCUGCUGACAGCCACUGCUCCUGGUCGGCAGCAGAUACGGGACCAGGGUGCUUACUUGAUCCUUCGAGAGCUGUACAACUGGGAGCCGGAGGCUGAUGUUCGAAUAGCUUGUGAGAAGCUUAUCCAGGUGCUUAUUGGUGAUGAGCCAGAGGCUGGCAUGGAAAACCUGCUGGAGGUGCAGGUGCCUGAGGACGUGGAGCGACAGCUGCAACAGUUAGACCAGCAAGAACAGCUAGAGCUUGCUCAAGAGCUAAGAGGCAAGGAUACCCAAGGGACCUGAAGCUCCUUUGGCCUUAGUGCCAGCUCCAGAUCUGCCUUUGCCAGUGUUCCCACACGGUUCUAAAGUACAUGCCCAGUAAAUGUUGAGAAGCGCAAGGACACUGCCCAGUCCUGUGCCCCGUUGCUACCCGCAAGGAUGCAAGUUAUUCAGUGCUGCACUGUUGAGCUGGAGCUGGCCAGGUCCUGUGCCAUAGCUGCCUACAUAUGAGGCAGGUAGGCGGUGGCCACUGGAUCGAUGAGGAGCCCAUUCCUAGACCGUGCUGGACUGGACUGAAAACGCUGCAAGCCCUGGUCAGCCAACAAGAGCUUUUCACUCCUGAAGGAUCUGGGUUGGUUUGGAGGUGCAAACAGUGCUAUGAGCCCCAACCUUUGGAGUCCUUCUGCUUGCUUUGCCCAAGACCUCCUUGGAACACAGACCACACUUGAAUCCUAGGGUCUUUCUAGGAUGCUCUGCCCUUCCAGGCCUGUCUUUGGAUCACUUACUGGGUAGUUUCCCCUUCGCUAUCUGUUUCUCUGCCCCACCUGUGAUACUGGCCCCUCCCUUUAUUUUGGUUAGCCUCCUUAGUCCCAUGUUGAAUGGGUCUUAGCCAUUUAGAUAGAACCUGCUUCUCAGUUAGCUUCCUUGAGCCUCAGUUGCCUUUCAGGACAUCCAGACCCUCCUACUGGGCACACCUUGCCUCCCUCUGCAGAAAUUCUCCUGGGUGUUCCUGCAGCAUUUAUCCCCACACAAUCCUACCCCCAACUUUCGGAGCCUACUUCGUCUACGCAGCCCUUCUUCCUCAUUCUGUAGACACCAUGGCAAGUCUUGCCCCGCUGUGUCCCCUUUUCUGAGCCACAGAUCUUGAUCCACCUGUGUGAAGCUUUUGUUUGCUGUUCCCUCUCCUCAGCAGUGGGUCCUCCCAGGUUCCUGGGGCCUAUAGUCUUCAUGAGAGUUUGUGGUAUUCCGAUCCAUACCUCUGAGGCUGGAAAACUGUUUUGUUAUGUGUUGUUAUGCCAUGGCUUGGUGUUUCAUUGGGUACCAUGAGUCUUCCUUCCCUCCAUGAUGUCUUCCGGGCCUCUGUUAAAGCUUGAUAUUCUCGGUACCUGUGCUGUGUAGACCUCUGACCCUCUGACCCAGAUCCCAAGGAGGUAAUGGUGGAGCUCUAGCCCAGUGAGGUACCCAGAGGCCACCUGCCCUCCCUGUGUAGACAGCUGCAUCCUCAGCUCCACAGAAAAACAUUUUUAUCUGCCCACACCUACCCACCCUCAGCUGAGCAGAUAGUGCCCAGGCAUGUUCCUGUUGGGGGCUGUGGGGCAUAGAGAAGUGACCACCUGCCAUGGAGUGCCAUAGCCCAAGACUGGCAGAAGCUAUUCCUCUGGUGCAGGCCUCCAGGUGCUAAACGCCUGGGCCAGAGACACUCUCCUUGGAGAUGUCCCGCCCCUGGAGGUGCUGCAGCUUUUGCUUCAGGUAUACAGUAUCUCUGCCAGACUCUGUGUGGCCAGGGGCUGUUGCUGACUGGGGAUGCUCCUGUUCUGCAAUGGACAAGGCACGGUGUCACGUGGAGUGUUAGAGGCACUUCCUGCCGCCCAACAAGUCCCCCGUGAGCCGUGCCCCACCUGGAGUGGCACCGAGUGCAGAGGAGAGCGUGUGGUCUGCGGGCAGCAUCCAGCAGUGAGCAGCUACCUGCUGUAGGCCCAGGCGUGCACACGGAUGCAGCUGAAGCAGCCCUCUGAUCAGGUCCCGGCACCCUACAGGGGAGGGCUCGCCGCUGGAGCCUGUCAGUGACUCUGACCCUCACCCACUACUGCCAGAAAUCACGGUGGCUACUUGAGAGGGGUCCUUUCUAGUCUGGCAAAGGUUUGGGGCUUCUGCCCAUUAUUAAAGGGGACUGAGGCACAGAAAA